Molecule: messenger RNA, 2272 nt
Organism: Aphidius gifuensis
Lineage: Eukaryota; Metazoa; Arthropoda; Insecta; Hymenoptera; Braconidae
Product: protein ecdysoneless
Exons: 1
Coding region: 200-2029 (609 amino acids)
Cellular component (GO): nucleus
Source: RefSeq, a predicted model, not a curated record
AAGAACACACAAAAAAAUAAAUAUAAAUAAAAUCUGUGUAUUUUUUUGUUGACUAACUACUUGGUUGAUUGAGUACAUAGUUGUUGAAGAACAUUGAACAAGUACCAUUUGAUUAUAAUAUAGAUUUGUGUUGAUUAUUAACUCAAAAAAUAUAAAACACUCAAUCGAAAAAAAAAAUCUGUUGAUAUCUUAAAUAAAAAUGGCAACAAAAAGUAAUGAUGAAGAUACACUUGAGUGUUUUUUGUAUCCAAAAUAUUGUUAUACAAGUCCAGAUACAAUUGAUGAAAAAAUAUUAAAUGAUGAAAUAAUAAAAUUCAACAAGGUAAUUGAAGUUUAUACUAAAAAUUAUUUAUGGCAUCGAGAUAGUUUAAUAUUUCAUCCACGUACAAAACAUGCACAGCUAUUAGAAAAAGUUGUACAUGAUGGUGUUGUUGCUGAUGAUACAUCAAUUGUUCCACAUGUUUAUAUUAAUCUUCGUUAUGAUGAGGAUAUUGGUGAUGAAUGGUUUAUUGUAUUUUUAAUAUUUAAAUUAACCGAAGCAAUUGAUGGUCUUGCUGCAAGAGUUAUUGAUUCUGAUGGUGAAUUUUUAUUAAUUGAAGCUGCUGAUCAUUUACCAAGUUGGGCAAAUCCAGAAACAUGUCAUGAACGUGUUUACAUAUUAAAAGGAUCAAUUCAUAUUGUUAAUGAUAAAAAAUUAUCAUCAUUAGAAAGAUUACGUCGUCUUCAUGAAAAAUCAUAUAAUUAUUGUUUAUCAGAUACAGCACAAAGUAUUGCUAAAAAAAAGUUAUCAUUAUAUCCAGAUGAAUUGAUAAAACGUAAACACAAAGCAAGAGCAUAUUUACCAGAAAAAGCAGCUUUAAUAUUACAACAAAAACCAGAUUUAAUAUCAUCAAUAAUAAGAACAACUGUACAUUCAGAUCCAUUGGAAAGAAAAGUAUGUCGUGCUAUGAGAUAUUUUCCACCAGAACAAAGAAAAAUGAUUAAUAUUAAUAUGACAAAAUGUCUUUAUGCAAUGGCAAGUAGUUGUAAAUAUACUGGUGAUCCAAGAACUGGUUGGAAUUGUCCAACAACAAAUAAUCCACAAUAUAAUUCUCAUGUAUUAGGAAUUAAAAUAGCAUGUGGUCUUGAAAUGCUUAUUGCUAAAGCAAAUAGUUAUAAUAAUCAUAAAAAUGGUUGUGAAAAAAAUAAUGAUGGUAUUGAUGAUGAUAAAUGGAAAUUAUAUUUAAAUAGGCUACAAGUUAGUGGUUAUUUUAAAGGUUUAUUAGAAGGUAGCCAACAAAGACAAAGACUUGUUGAUGCAGCUAGAGAUUAUUUAAUUAAAAAACCACUUGAAAUUGCAUAUCAAAAAAAUAAUGAUGAUAAUGAUACUGCUAAUGAAAUAUUGAAUAUAUGGAAAAAUAUUAAUACUGAAGAUUUUGAAAUACAAUCAACAGAUGAAGUAUCAUUGAGUCCACCAGAUGAUGAUAGUUGGAUUAACGUUGAUGCUGCACAAUUGGAAUUGAUGCUUGGACAACAUUGGGGUAAUAUUAAUGAUAAAAAAAAUCAACAACAACAACCACAGCAACAGCAAGAAGAAUCAUCAAGUAUUAAAGAUAAAUUAAAUGCAUUUUUAAAUCGUACAAGUGACAUUGAUGGUGUUGAAUAUAAUAAUGAUAAUACAAAAGAUGAUGAUGAUGGUAAAAGAAUUGAUUUUGAUGCUGAUGAAUUUGAUAGUGCAUUACGUGGUAUAUUAGAUUUUACUGUACCUGGUAAUGAUGGUGAAUUUGAUGGUAGCUCAGAGGGUUCAUUGGGUGGUGAUGAUGAUGAAAGAUAUGAUGAAAUUGAUAAAUUACUACAUUUAGAAUUACAAAUGAAACUUGAUAAAGAUAGUAAUAAUACAAAUACAAUUGAAAAAAAUUUAAUGGAAAGUAUUGAAGAAGAAGCUGGUGGUGCUGGUCCAGUUGGUAAUAUACUUGGUGGUCCUGUUAGAAAAUUUAUGCAUUUAAAACUUAAAUCACCAACAAGUGUUCCACCUGAUUUACAAAGUUAAUAUAUUUUUAAAAAUAAAUAUUGCCAUUAUUGCUACAUCACGCAACAAUUAAUUUAAAUAAUAUUUUUUUAUACUUAAACAAACAAAAAAAAACAAUGUAAUAACAUUAUUUGACACACACAUUUUAUAAUAUAUUUUAAUCAAUCACUUUGCUGCUCACAUGUAUUUAAUAAUUAAAAUACACAAAUUAAAUAACAAUCAAAUUAAUAUUAAGGAUAUAUAUUUCAUGAUUAUUUUUAUUUC